Lacerta agilis (Sand lizard) is the source of this 3504-nucleotide messenger RNA. RefSeq names its product tripartite motif containing 8 (gene TRIM8). NCBI's taxonomy places the organism in Eukaryota, Metazoa, Chordata, Lepidosauria, Squamata, Lacertidae. The record is from RefSeq and is a predicted model, not a curated record. Bases 1059 to 2714 code for a protein of 551 amino acids. The transcript has 7 exons.
UCUACUGUACUUUCUAAAAUAAAUUUUAAAAAUCUACCAAUUAAAAAAAAUCAGCUCAAAAUGGCUGAGGACUGACUGUGUCCUCUUGGAAUUGUACAUUUCAGCAGUUCCCUUUAAGCUGGUGCUGUCUCUCCUCUCCUCUCUCUCCUCCCCCCUCCGGUUUUUUUUUUUUUUUUUGCAGGCUGGUUCCAAAAGGAGAAAUAGCUUUCAUGUCAGAAGGAAAACAGAGAAGCAAAGGGGAAGAGGCGGGGGCUGGGCUCUUCAUUAGCAGUUGAGAAAUUCCUAUUCAGUUUGAUCAAGGCAUACUUGUUUUCCUUCCAGCAAGAGCAACCCAUCACUUUCCAAAAGACCAAGGGUUUUUGGAUUGGGGGAGGAUUGUUUCCAUUUCAGUCUUGCUAAAAUAAAAAUCGAGGCAGAUUUUAAGAAGGCAGAAAUCCCACGAGGUAUUGUGAGCAGGUUGAUUCUCUGGGUUGAAUUUGUCUUCAGUGGUUUCCACCCUCCUGGGUUGUCCUCCCCCUCUUCUCUUCAUUCCUAUUUGUGAAAGGAGCAAAGGAUGGGAGGGUCCCUUUGGCUCUGGGCUGGAAUUUCAUCCGAAUGAUUGACCCGUCUUCCUACUGAGAUUGCACUGUUCCAAAGCCAAUGAAGAAUAUAUAUAUAUAUAUUGCACCAUUCAGCUGCAUUAGAAGUUAGCUCGUCUUGCGUUUGGAUUGUAUCUCCCAACUUUUUUGUGGUUUAAUUAAAGACUUGCAUUUUGACUCUUUGAUGGGAGGACAAAUAAUUUGAAAAGCAAUUAUUUUGAGUUUAGUCAGGAGAGAGACAAGUUCUUUUAAAAUAUCAAAUCUUGGGCAGAAAGUCACAAUAAUUUGGCAGUGUUUAACUUAGAAGGUUUAUAUGGCAUUUGGACUCCAUUCUGGAUUUUGUAUGGAAUUUUUUCAGUUCUCGCAACUUAGUGGCCUUUCUGUUGCAAAAGUGGAAACUCAUCACCAUCUGCGUUAGUAGACCAAAAACUGACUUUUUAAAGAGAGAUUGCUGAAAAUAAAAAUCUGUUGGUGUGAGACAUGGCUGAAAACUGGAAGAACUGUUUUGAAGAAGAACUUAUAUGCCCCAUUUGCCUGCAUGUCUUUGUGGAACCUGUCCAGCUUCCUUGUAAGCACAACUUCUGUAGAGGAUGCAUAGGAGAGGCAUGGGCCAAAGAGACAGGGCUUGUGCGUUGUCCUGAAUGUAAUCAGGCCUACAACCAGAAGCCCAACCUCGAGAAGAACUUAAAGCUGACCAACAUUGUGGAGAAGUUCAACUCUCUCAACCUGGAAAAGACUCCCUCCGUCUUACACUGUGUCUUCUGCCGUCGUGGGCCACCUUUGCCUGCCCAGAAGAUCUGCCUGAGGUGCGAAGCUCCCUGCUGCCAGUCUCAUGUUCAGACACACCUGCAGCAGCCCUCCACAGCACGUGGGCACCUCCUGGUGGAGGCGGAUGAUGUCAGGGCCUGGAGUUGCCCCCAGCACAAUGCCUACCGGUUGUACCACUGCGAGGCUGAGCAGGUUGCGGUCUGCCAGUUUUGUUGCUACUACAGUGGGGCACACCAAGGGCAUUCGGUGUGUGACGUGGAGAUCCGGCGCAAUGAGAUCAGGAAGAUGCUAGUGAAGCAGCAGGACCGCCUGGAGGAACGCGAACAAGACAUUGAGGAGCAGCUCUACAAGUUGGAGUCUGACAAGCGGCUGGUUGAAGAGAAGGUGAACCAGCUGAAGGACGAGGUGCGCCUACAGUAUGAGAAGAUGCACCAGAUCCUUGAGGAGGAUCUGCGCAAGACGAUGGAGAUCCUAGACAAGGCCCAGGCAAAAUUCUGCAACGAGAAUGCUGCCCAGGUGCUGCACCUCAGCGAGCGGAUGCAGGAGGCCAAGAAGCUGCUCAGCUCCGUUCAGGUCAUGUAUGACAAGACCGAGGACAUCAACUUCAUGAAGAAUACCAAGUCGGUGAAAAUCUUGAUGGACAGGACCCAGAACUGCACAGGAGGCAGCCUGCCCCCUCCCAAGAUUGGCCACCUCAAUUCCAAGCUCUUCCUGAAUGAGAUUGCCAAGAAGGAAAAACAGUUGCGGAAGCUUCUGGAAGGUCCCUUCAGCACCUCGGUGCCGUUCCUGCAGAGCAUCCCUAUGUACCCUUGCAGCGUCAGUAACUCAGGAGCCGAGAAGCGCAAGCACUCCACAGCUUUCCCGGAAGCCAGCUUCUUGGAGCCCUCCUCGGGACCCGUGGCCAGCCAGUAUGUGAGCCAGGGGGCUUCGGCUGGUGAAGGCCAGUCUGCACAACCCAUGGUGCCUUGUAGCUCCACCCAGCACAUAGUAGGACUUCCCAGUGGCCCCCAACCAGUUCACUCCGGCUCGAUGUUCAACCCUUCUCACUACCCCAACAGCACAUCAUCUCAGCAGUCUGUGCUGUCUCAGUAUGGUGGGCGCAAAAUCCUUGUCUGCUCAGUGGACAACUGUUACUGUUCCUCAGUAUCCAAUCACAGCGGGCAUCAACCGUACCCACGGUCAGGCCACUUUCCAUGGACAGUGUCGUCGCAGGAAUAUUCCCACCCCCUCCCACCUGCUCCCUCCGUACCUCAGUCGCUUCCGGGAUUGGCAGUGAGAGAAUGGAUUGAUGCAUCUCAGCAACACGGACGCCAGGAUUUCUAUAGAGUUUAUGGUCAGCCUUCCACCAAACACUAUGUCACCAGUUAACCAUCUGGUUUGGAUAGAAUCUUUACUGAUUUUUGAAAGUUUUUUUUUUUAAUCUAGCUUUUGUUGUUGUUUUUAAAUCAAACCCAUUUCCAUUAUUCCCUACCACUUGCCAGAAUCUGAGAGGGGCAUUGCUGUCAUCUCUGUCUUUAAUUUAAUUUUUUUUUAAAUCUUCCUUUGUAUCAGGAUGGGCGGGAGGGUGGGGGAAGCUGUGGAAAAAAAAUUAACAAGGAUAUCAAUCAAGCAUCCAUUUCUGGAUCAUGUGACAUUGCUACUUUCCGGUUUGGAAAACUUUUAAAGGGACAGAUGAUCCUUUUCUAUUUCAAAGUCUCUGGGCUCUUUUGGUUUUGCUUUUUAAAAUUCUUUUUCGCCUCCCAUUUUUUUAAGAGGAGAAAAUUUCUAUCAUUGAUUCAUUAAGAAAUGACAUUUGUAGAUUUUUUUUUAAAGGCUGAUUUUUUUGUGUUAAAAGACCACGUAUCGUGCAUAUUGGCAUUUUUUUUCCUUCUUCUUUCAGAGAUUUGUAAAUACACAAUGGCAGGAAAUGAAAUGCACAAAAAAGGGAAAAGAAACUUUUAAAAAAAGAAAUAAAAAAAAAUCUGUUUUAGUUUCCAGGAGGGAAGUGUGUGUCAAGAUGCACACAUUCCUUCCUGUGUUUCGUUGAUGCAACUUCCUCUAACAAGCACUUUGUAUUAAAAAAAAGUGGACUUCCUGUUAUAAGGUGCAGGUAUUUAUUCUGUAACCAAUUUUAGAACACACACAAAAAAUAUUCAAAUAAAUGUGAUCACUUAGUGCA